Syngnathus acus (greater pipefish) is the source of this 2928-nucleotide messenger RNA. It is a transcript of the gene pank4, whose product is annotated as pantothenate kinase 4 (inactive). Gene Ontology annotation, cellular component: cytosol; nucleus. Bases 15 to 2357 code for a protein of 780 amino acids. The transcript is spliced from 20 exons. Gene Ontology annotation, biological process: coenzyme A biosynthetic process. Gene Ontology annotation, molecular function: pantothenate kinase activity; ATP binding. The record is from RefSeq and is a predicted model, not a curated record. NCBI's taxonomy places the organism in Eukaryota, Metazoa, Chordata, Actinopteri, Syngnathiformes, Syngnathidae.
GCACGUCGUCCACUAUGGCGGAAUGUAGCCUUGCUGACAGCAGGGACGCGAGCCGUCACCAUACCAUGGAUAAAAGCAUCACUCUACCUCCAGACGAGAUAUUCCGCAAUUUGGAGAACGCCAAACGCUUUGCCAUAGACAUAGGUGGAUCUCUCACCAAACUCGCCUAUUAUUCUACAGUUCAGCACAAAGUGGCCAAAGUUCGCUCCUUCGACCACUCGGCCAAGGAGGCGGCCGGCGACAAUCUUUACGAGAUCUCGGUUCAAGAGGAGGUGACGGCGCGCCUGCACUUUAUCAAGUUUGAGAAUGCCUACAUUGAAACUUGCUUGGACUUCAUCAAAGACCACCUUGUUAACACCGACACCAAAGUCAUCAAGGCCACAGGUGGCGGGGCGCACAAAUUCAAAGAACUGCUGGAAAAGAAACUGGGACUCAAGGUGGACAAAGAGGACGAGAUGACGUGUCUGAUCAAGGGAUGCAACUUUGUGCUGAGGAACAUCCCUCAUGAGGCCUUCGUGUACGCCAAGCACGCCGACUCCGAGUUCCGCUUCCAGACCACCCAGCCGGACAUCUUCCCUUACCUCCUCGUCAACAUCGGCUCCGGUGUCUCCAUCGUCAAGGUGGAAUCGGAGGACAAAUUUGAGCGUAUUGGAGGAAGCUCGAUAGGUGGGGGGACGUUCUGGGGCCUCGGGGCGUUACUCACCAAAACAAAGAGGUUUGACGAGUUGCUCCAACUGGCCUCGAAGGGGCAGCACACAAGCGUGGACAUGCUGGUCAAAGACAUUUACGGAGGAUCAUACGGCUCACUGGGCCUCACCGGUGACUUGAUUGCCAGCAGCUUCGGCAAGUCCGCCACGGCCGACAAAGAGUUCUCCAAAGAGGAUAUGGCGAAGAGUUUGCUGCACAUGAUCAGCAACGACAUCGGGCAGCUGGCCUGCCUCUACGCCAAACUCCACCAGCUGCCGCGCGUCUACUUCGGGGGCUUCUUCAUUCGGGGCCAUCCGGUCACCAUGCACACCAUCACCUACAGCAUCAACUUCUUCACCAAGGGCGAGGUGCAGGCCUUGUUCCUCAGACACGAAGGCUAUCUGGGAGCCAUCGGGGCUUUUCUCAAAGGAGCCGAGGAAGACAAUCCAAACCAGUACAGCUGGGGGGAGAAUUACGCGGGAAGCUCCGGCCUGAUGAGUAUUUCUCCGGAAAUGAAUCCCAUGCAACGCGCACGAAGCGGAACGUUUCCCUUCGACAUGCUUGAGAUGGACCGUCUGGAGAGGCAGCUGGUCAAUCUCCAUCUGCUCCAGGACCCGUCUUCCUACAUCCCAGACACGGUGGACCUCACCGAGGACGCCCCGGCCCGCGAAUACUGGCUGGACUGCUUUGAGGAGGCCCUCGACGGGGUGGUGAAGCGAGCCGUGGCCAGUCAGCCCGACAUGGCCGAGUCGGCGGAGCGGGCCGAGAAGUUCCGCCACAAGUACAGACACAAGCUUCAGACCCUGCGUCACCAACCCUUCGCUUACGGCUCUCUCACGGUCAGAAGUCUGCUCGACACGCGGGAGCACUGCUUAAAUGAGUUCAACUUUCCCGAUCCCUACUCCAAGAUCAAACAAAAGGAGAACGACGGCGCGCUCAAAUACUACCAGAAGGCCGUCGGGUUUCUGGAGGCUCUGGGCUGGGAGCAGAGACAGUUCGCUCUGGUCCGGGGCGUCCUGGCUGGCAACGUCUUCGACUGGGGAGCAAAGGCCGUCUCCGACGUCCUGGAAUCAGACCCAGAGUUUGGCUUUGAGGAGGCAAAAAGGCAGCUGGAAGAGCGGCCGUGGCUGGUGGAUUCAUAUGACCAAUGGCUCCAGAGACUUAAGGGGCGUCCUCACAAGUGUGCCUUGUUUUUCGUAGAUAAUAGCGGCGUAGACAUCAUUCUAGGAGUGAUGCCUUUUGUCAGGGAGCUUCUCUCUCGCGGAACAGAGGUGGUGCUGGCUAGCAACUCCGGUCCGGCCCUGAACGAUGUCACGAAUGGCGAGCUGCAGAUUCUGACCGAGAGGAUCGCCGCCAUGGACCCGGUCAUUCAGGCGGGGCUGAGGGACGACAGAUUGACCUUGAUUCAGAGCGGCUCCAGCUCUCCUUGCCUAGAUCUAAGCCGCCUGGACAAAGUUUUGGCCAUGGUGGUGCGCGAGCGUCACACGGACCUGGUGAUCAUCGAGGGGAUGGGCCGGGCCAUCCACACCAACUACUACGCCACGCUCAGCUGCGAGAGCCUCAAAAUGGCCGUCAUCAAGAACUCCUGGCUGGCUGAUCGGCUCGGCGGGAAGCUCUUCAGCGUGGUCUUCAAGUAUGAGGUGCCGGUUGGGAGCGCCGGCGCCGUGUGAGCCUUUAUGGACUCAACGUAAUGAAUGUAAGAUGGCUAAAUGAACGUUUUACAGGCGCAGGGAAGUAUUACAUUUACAGUAUUUCAAAACCAUCAUUCUUUUAUUGUUCUGAGUCACUUGGCUGGAUUUAAACUAUGGGUCCAGGUGACUAAUUCCACUCCAGUGCCAAUAUCAUUUGUGUCUUUUAGCCUAUUUAUUUACAUUGAGCAACCAAUAUGCUGAUAUCUCCCGUAAAUAAUAAGUCGCAGGCAACUAGUCACAAAAGGUAUUUGUCACGGCAAAGCGGUUCAAACCGCGAGGAUCAUAAAGCAUCAACGCUGCGUUGCUAAUAUUGGCCUUGACAACCGCAAGUACUCAAUGAGCCGUCUAGAACCUCUCCCGCAGAAGGAGCCACAAAAGCCUUUUAAUAUCUGAAGUGAGGAUAAGACUGCAUUUUUUUAGCUGUGUAUCACAGUGGUGUGUUGCGUUUAUGAACUCAACAAAGUGCUACAGAGAGCACAUUUUAAUUCUGCAUGAGAUGAGAAAAACACUUGGGUGAAACCUACUUUUAAAUAAAAUAAGUCAUUGUGUA